AUGCAUCCUCACGGCCUCAAUGCUCCGAUCAGGGACUAUCUCCACCGAGGCUUCUCCCCGAGGUUCCUCUUUUAUAAGACUGGCUCCCCUCAAAAUGGGCGCACCCCCUCCUUAUUCCGUCUGUCCCUCAUGUCUGACCCCGGCGCUGCCACUCCUACGCUGAUGGUGGGGUCGUCACGACAAAGUGCCGCUAUGUCUACCCAGAAAAUGUCUCGGUCGCGUGACACUUUGAUGGAGGAAGAAGAAGAAGAAAGACAAGCUACGAAUACCGAUGAACUAAGGCCUGCCGAGGGACCUGGAUCCAGAGCCCCUGUUCCGGACAAAUUUGCGCACACUGUAUUUGAUCCAAGAGUAGCCCCUUUGCGAAAGAUUUAUACCAAGAUCAUGGUCAUGACUUUAGUGCUCACGAUUGUUAUGAUGUGGAUAUGCCUUCCGGUUUAUUGGGGCUCAUUAGCUCGAAGUGCCACCCAUGCGCCAUCCCUAACGACCUGGGUCAUUGACAGAGAUGGGGGAGAAAUCGGACAGUCAGUAGUUCAAGGGUUACUUGAAACAACUCGGUCAGGGUCGAAGAGCCACCUUGGAUGGCGUCAACUCGAUCCCAAUGAAGUAUCAGAUGUUGCGGAGGCUGUGAUAGACGAGAAGGCUUGGGGCGCGGUUGUCAUUAAUGCCGGUGCUUCUUCUCGACUUAAUGCUGCACGGAUAGUGGGAAAUUCAUCGUACAAUCCAACAACGUCCAUCACAUUUUAUUAUGCACAAGCUCGAAACGAGUUGGCCACUGGAAACUAUGUUGUUCCUUUGACUACCGCGGCCCUCACCCAGGCAAAUUUUGCAACGUUUCAACACCAACUCCGCGGCCUCGUACCUGACGUCCAUCUCCGGGAAUUCGACUGCACUCCAGGCAUUGACAUCCGCCCCUCAAACAUUAACAACGGGUGCUUGGUGGACAGCCGAAAACCUGAGGCCAUACAAGUGAAUCUGCAGUCUAUCUGUCUCAAAGACGUGAUCUUGACAGAGAUUUAUAGUGCCCCGGUUGCGACCGCGCUGACCCUUGUGGGUCAAAUAUACUUGUGCAUUUUCGCAUUUAUCAUGACAAUGACAAAUGAUGCCGCGCGGGGCAUUUUUGGCCCAUUUCUUCGCCUCCGCUCCUACCUUUACCUACGUAUACUGGUUCCACUCGGGCUUUACUUUCCUCUUUCUUUAGCAUUUGCUAUGGUAUCUCUACCCUUCCAUGCACCUUUCGGAACCAAGUACACCUAUGCAGGUGGAUUCUUUCUUUAUUUUGUCUACACCUAUAUGGGGAUGUGUGCUCUUGGUCUCGCCACCGAAGCCAUGGUCACCAUACUCACCCCUAGGUUUAUGGCAUUCUUCCUCAUCCCCCUAAUUAUUUCAAACGUGUCUGUCGCUGUGCUUCCCUUCGACCUACAACCAUGGUUCUACAAGUACGGAUAUGGGUUUCCUAUAUUCAACAAUACGCAAUCUGUCCGAACGAUUCUUUUCAAUACGAAGAAUCAUUUGGGGCUCAACGCCGGCGUCAUACUGGCAUGGAUAGUCCUGAGCUUAACCACUAUCCCGCUAUUCACCGUCAUUAUGCGGCGAAGAGAUGAAAGAGCUCACGAACGAGAGUUGGCGAAACAGCAAGGAACAGAAAAGCUUGCACCUUAA
Rhizoctonia solani is the source of this 1662-nucleotide messenger RNA. RefSeq names its product nitrosoguanidine resistance protein SNG1. The coding region runs from base 1 to 1662 and encodes 553 amino acids. Gene Ontology annotation, cellular component: membrane. Lineage: Eukaryota; Fungi; Basidiomycota; Agaricomycetes; Cantharellales; Ceratobasidiaceae. The transcript is spliced from 8 exons. The record is from RefSeq and is a predicted model, not a curated record.